Molecule: messenger RNA, 4032 nt
Organism: Rhinichthys klamathensis goyatoka
Lineage: Eukaryota; Metazoa; Chordata; Actinopteri; Cypriniformes; Leuciscidae
Product: calmodulin-regulated spectrin-associated protein 3
Exons: 17
Coding region: 238-3861 (1207 amino acids)
Biological process (GO): neuron projection development; negative regulation of microtubule depolymerization; cytoplasmic microtubule organization
Cellular component (GO): microtubule minus-end
Molecular function (GO): calmodulin binding; spectrin binding; microtubule minus-end binding
Source: RefSeq, a predicted model, not a curated record
AGUGCUCCCACUGGGCUCGAUCAGGACGGAGGAGUGUGUCCCCCUGUAGAGCGCCUCCUGCUGUCCGCGGAUCUGUACUGCAGUGUGUUCUCCUCAUCCGCUCUGGCCGGUGUCACAGCGCCCCCUACAGGCCACGACUCUCUCCUGCAGCUGCUCGACCGCUACGCCCUGAUCCCGCUACACACACACCGGCAGGAGCCGGUCACUGCCGCGCAGCUGAGCCACACACCCAUCGACAUGGGGGCCCAUCUGGCCGUGAUUGAUGCGCUGAUGUCACUGAGCGCCAUGGAAACAGUGGGUCGGGUCAAGAUGUCGAAGGACACGGAUCAGUUCGGGGCCGACAAGAGCUGGGAGAACGCUCUGCUCUUCUGGAUCAACAAGGUCAAUCAGAAGCUGCGGGAAAACGCUGAUGUUGAAGAAAAUCCGAAAUCAAACCCCUGUACUGACCUGCAGCCUGCUUGUCCACAGCGCUGGUACUGGAAACUGGUUCCAAUCCGUUACAGGAAAGAUAAGGUUCAGUCUAAACAGACUCCGGUGUUCGUGGUGGUGUCGGGAGUGAAGGAUCUGUCCAACGGAUGCGCCAUUGCCGCUGCGCUUCACUUCUACUGCCCUCAGAUUCUGCCUCUGGAGGAUGUGUGUUUGAAGGACACCAUGUCCACGGCAGACAGUAUGUACAAUCUCCAGCUGAUCAGAGAGUUUUGUGAAAGUCACCUGAAGAGCUGCUGCCCCCUACAGGUGGAGGAUUUACUGUAUGCCCCGCCCACUUUACAGGUGAACAUUAUGUGCUUCCUUUCUGAGCUGUUUGCCGCCUUCGAAGUGGAUAAACCAGAUUUCGUCAAACCCACACACACACUGGACCUAACAGAUGCAUCUGAUCUGGUUGACUGCACGAGUCCGAUCAGUGGCAACAGUGGCUCCCCUUCUUUCCUUCUGAAGCAGUCGCUCCUGCCUCAGUCCCCCUCUGUGUCCGAUGGACGGGGUUGGAGCAAAAAGCAAAUUAGCCGCCCCCUCUCGGCCGUAUCCUUCAGCAUCCCAUUCCCACUGGACAGUGAUGUUGAUGUUGUAAUGGGCAACCCUCUCUACCGUUCCGUCAGCACGGACAGCCUCACUAGGGUAACCGACCCUGGCUCUUACACGCCCCCAGAGGAUCUGAGUAAGCUCAUUGGUCAGGCUCCUCUAGGAGAGUUGCCUACCAUAGAAGAAGGUUUACAAAUCAUUCAUUCUGGCCGGCCGGUACACAAUGAGCCUCGUAUGCGGCCAGAGGGGGCGCCGUCUGGCUUUUACCUCCACUCGCCUGAGGAGGGUGGAGCCAGACUGAGCAGCUCUGCCCCAUGCCGGACUGGGAUGAUGCAUCGACCAAUGGGAGGAUGGAUUAAUAGCAGCGGGAACCGAAAACGGCAACCUGUAGGUUCACAAGAACACAAUGGAGGUUUAGAGUGUGACACACCUGAAAACUCCCCCAAAACCUCCUCCAGUCCAGCCAACGGACCCAAGACUGGCCGCAUGACAAACUUUGCUGAACGCAGGAAGAUGAUGCCAGAAUCCCCAAGUAACUCCAGGUCCCAAGAGGUAGUGUCGUUGUGCAGCCCUGCAGAGAUGAGCCCUGUUGGGGCAGUGGAAGCGCAGGAACUGGGUGCACGUCUAGAGGAGAAACGCAAAGCAAUUGAAGCACAAAAGAGGCGGAUUGAGGCCAUCUUUACCAAGCACAGGCAGAGGCUGGGCAAAACUGCUUUCCUUCACCUCCAGAAGAAACAAGGGGAAGAAGUGGGAGACGACGGACAGUCCCUUACCCUGGAUGAACGACUGACACAAAUGGAGCAACAGCUUCAACGAGAGGAGGACAAAGAGAAGGAGGAGGAGAAGAGUAAACUGGAGGAGAAUAAGAAAGAAAAGGAUGGGGAACAGAAGAAGAACACCAGCGAUGUAGUAUCCCCGCCUAAACUGGAGAAACAGGUGACCUUCUCUGUUGAUACAAAGAAAGAGGUGGAGAAAGAGCCUCCGUUGGAGGAAUAUAAUGAGGCAGUAGCUAAGCUAAGCUCCACCCUACAGACCUUACAAAGGGACAUGCAGCUCCUUACAGAACAGCAGCAAAGGCUCAUGGGAAAGAAAACUCUGAGUUCUCCGAAAAACGCCUCUUCAAAUAAGACAACUGCCUCUAGUAAGGCCUGGGUCAUCCCAGCGGGUCCCAAAUCCCCUCAUCUUUCUAGAGACUCCACCCGUAUCAUUUCACCCUCUAGAUCUCCUUCACGCUCUGCACAACCUUCUGACACACCAAGAUCCCCUAAAAGCUCAGCAUCAUCUGCUCCACGGAGAUCCCAUGGAGCUACUCCUAAGAGCCCCAAACGUCAACGUCCCUCCCGCCCCACAGAACUCGGCUUCCAGCCUCUCACACGUGUCCUAACGCCCCCACGGAACGUGGACACGCUUCCCCAUCUGCGGCGAGUCUCUCCGAGUCAGUGUCAGGUGCAGACUUGCUCCUCACUGCGAUUCGGAGGUCCACGCACACCUCAGGACUCUCCGCUGCAAUCUACUCGGCCUCAAGAGAGCACAUCAGAAUCAGGCUCCAGCGAGCAUCACACCCCGAUCUUCACCCUGGAGCUUGAGGCUGGACCUCCGUCUGCGCUCCCAGCUGAACUCUUAGGCGGGGGGAGCAGUUCGGGAGCCCCGUCAGAGUGCUCAUUUGAAAGCGACAUGUUCCUGAGCAGCGCCCUGGUGAAAGAUGAAACAGAGGGUGCGGGGACAGUGGGAGACGACACAGAUCUGGAACAGGGUGCAGAAAUAUUCUCAUCGGAUUCCAUGAGUGACCAGACAGAGAAUGAGAGCAGGCUGGGACUCGAUGUGUUCUUCAAGGAGGAGGGUCUCUCGGAGGAGGAGAUGGCCCUGAAAAGGGCUCUGCUAUUUGAGCGGCAGCAAAGACGAGCGCAAGAGAUCAAGAAACGGACAAGAUACGGGCAAGAUCCUGAGAACAGUCAACAGGUUUCUGUGGAGGACCUACGACCCUCUCAAACUCCACCGCUUUCACAGUCACUACCCACCUCAUACACCCCGCCCCCUCCUUCAAAGGCCACGCCCCCAGGAACACCCCUGCGUCGGGGAGCGUUCACACGGGCAGAGUAUGAAAGGCGCCACCAGCUGAAGAUAAUGUCUGAUCUAGGGAAGGUUCUCAAACAGAAACCAGCUAAGCACAGUGGCAAAAAACAGCUCACACACAAACCGCACAACAACCAUGAGAUUACUCACACACGCUCGCCAGGGAAGAACAGAACAGUUGUAGCUAACCAGAAAGAUGGCGGAUCUCUACCAGCUGAAAAACCAGCAAGUCGUUCAGAGUCACCCUCAAAGGUGAUAUCAUCAGGGAAACAGGCCAAUCAGAAUGGAGAGAAAGACUGGGAACAAGCCUUAAAUGCCUCCUCUCCAGCCUCACUCCCAGAAUACACAGGUCCUAAAUUAUUCAAGGAACCCAGUUUUAAAUCCAACAAGUUCAUCGUUCACAGCGCGCUCUCACGCUGCUGCCUCGCCGGGAAGGUCAACGAAUCCCAGAAAAACAAGAUUGUAGAGGAGAUGGAGAAGAGCUCCGCCAGCCACUUUCUGAUUCUCAUGCGUGAUUCCAACUGUCAGUUCCGCGCCAUCUACACCCUCGACGGCCAAUCGGAGGAGCUGCAACGACUAUGUGGCGUCGGCCCGCGUGUCAUUUCCUCGUCGGCCGUGGAAGCCAUUUAUAAAUACAGCUCUGACAGGAAACAGUUCAAUACUCUUCCGUCUCGUACAUUGAGUAUGAGCGUCGACGCUUUCACUAUCCCCGCCCAUCUCUGGCACACUAAGAAACACGGCACGCCCAAAAAAGUAGCCACGCCCAAAUAGGCCACGCCCACCAAAAUAAACCACUCCCACUAUAAUAAAGACCUGUUCGCACCAGGAACAAUAAAUAUAACAUUAUAAGCAGUGUUGGGGAAAGUUACUUUGAAAAGUAAUGCAUUACAACAUUGCGUUACUCCCUUAAAAAGUAACUAAUCGCUUUACUUAGUUACUUUU